AUGAGCUAUAACACUCGUUUCUCAUCCUCUAAUGCAGCAUCCUCCAGAGGAUUUAGCUCAUCCUCUAUGGGAGGAGGUGGCGGCAGGACCAUCAGCUCAUCCUCUCAAUUUGGUGGUGGAGGUCUUCGCUCUGCACCAAGUGCAGGAUUUGGCAGUAGAAGCCUCCUGAACGUGGGUGGCGGCAGAAAAGUUUCCUCCAUUAGUAGUUCUCGGGAUUCUGGUUUUGGUGGUGGUUAUGGUGGUGGUAGUGGUUUUGGUGGUGGUAGUGGUUUCGGUGGUGGCUAUGGAGGUGGUUCUGGGCCUGCCCCUCCAUCUAUUGUAAACGUCACUGUUAACAGACAACUCCUGACUCCACUCUCCUUUGAAAUUGAUCCAAAUGUUUCUGUAGUCAAGAAGGAAGAAAGGGAACAGAUUAAGACCCUAAACAACAAGUUUGCCUCUUUCAUAGACAAGGUUAGAUUUCUCGAGCAGCAAAAUAAAGUGCUUGAGACGAAAUGGAGCCUGCUGCAACAACAGGGUGGUGGACAGUCUGGUCAAAGAAGUAACAUUGAACCUCUUUUCCAAGCCUAUAUCAACAAUCUGAAGAAGCAACUAGAUGCUCUUGGAAGUGAUAAAGGUCGCUUGGAGUCAGAGCUUCGUAAUGAGCAAGAUCGUGUUGAGGAAUUUAAGCGCAGGUACGAGGAGGAAAUCAACCUGCGCACUUCAGCAGAGAAUGAUUUUGUAGUCCUCAAGAAGGAUGUUGAUGCAGCUUACCUAAAUAAGGUGGAGCUUGAUGCCAAAGUGAAUGCACUCAAUGAUGAAAUUGCCUUCUUAAGAACUCUGUACGAUCAGGAGCUCAAUGAGCUUAGACAACAGGUGUCUGACACCUCUGUCAUCCUCUCUAUGGACAACAACAGAUCUCUCAACUUAGAUGACAUUAUUGCUGAAGUCAAGGGUCAGUAUGAGGAACUUGCCAACAAGAGUAGAGCUGAAGCAGAGGAUACUUACAAGAACAAGUUCCAGCAGCUGCAGAGUGUAGCAGGGCAACAAGGAGAUGAGCUGAAAAACCAGAAGAAUGAGAUUUCCCAACUUAAUAGAGCUAUCCAGAAACUUAAAGCUGAAAUUGAGAAUGUAAAGAAACAGAUUGCAGCUCUUCAAAUAGCCAUUGCUGAAGCUGAACAAAGAGGAGAAAAUGCUCUAAAUGACGCUCGUGGCAAAUUGGCAGAACUAGAGGCUGCUCUGCAGAGGCUGAAACAAGAGAUGAAUAGCCAAUUGAGAGAAUAUCAGGAACUGAUGAAUGUGAAGCUGGCCUUGGAUGUUGAGAUUGCUACCUACAGGAAACUGCUAGAAGGAGAAGAAAGCAGAAUUUCAGGAGAAGUUAGCAACACAGUGAAUGAGGAAGGGGAUAGUUUGAAGAGGGUAGAGGAGACGUGCAAAGCUGACCAUUCUGAUCAGGUGACAUCUUCCUAA
Messenger RNA from Nanorana parkeri, 1449 nucleotides. Its product is annotated as keratin, type II cytoskeletal 5-like. The transcript has 9 exons. Gene Ontology annotation, cellular component: keratin filament. The coding region runs from base 1 to 1449 and encodes 482 amino acids. The record is from RefSeq and is a predicted model, not a curated record. Gene Ontology annotation, biological process: intermediate filament organization; keratinization. Gene Ontology annotation, molecular function: structural constituent of skin epidermis. NCBI's taxonomy places the organism in Eukaryota, Metazoa, Chordata, Amphibia, Anura, Dicroglossidae.